AUGUCUUCUGAAACUUUUGAAUUUCAAGCUGAGAUUACUCAGUUGAUGAGUUUGAUCAUCAACACUGUUUACUCUAACAAGGAAAUUUUCUUAAGAGAAUUGAUCUCCAACUCUUCUGAUGCUUUGGAUAAGAUUAGAUACCAGGCUCUAUCUGAUGCCAAGCAAUUAGAAACCGAACCAGAAUUGUUCAUUAGAAUCACUCCAAGACCUGAGGAAAAAGUUUUGGAAAUCAGAGAUUCUGGUAUUGGUAUGACCAAGGCUGAAUUGAUCAACAACUUGGGUACUAUUGCCAAGUCUGGUACUAAAGCCUUUAUGGAAGCUCUAUCUGCCGGUGCAGAUGUUUCUAUGAUUGGUCAAUUCGGUGUUGGUUUCUAUUCUUUAUUUUUGGUGGCAGACCAGGUUCAAGUUAUUUCUAAGCACAACGACGAUGAACAAUACAUCUGGCAAUCCAAUGCUGGUGGUUCUUUCACUGUUUCCUUGGAUACCGAUAACGAAAGAUUGGGUAGAGGUACCGUUCUAAGGCUAUUCUUGAAGGAUGACCAAUUAGAAUACUUGGAAGAAAAGAGAAUUAAGGAAGUCGUCAAGAGACACUCUGAAUUCGUUUCUUACCCAAUUCAACUUAUGGUCACCAAGGAAGUUGAGAAGGAUGUUCCAUUAACCGAAGAAGAAAAGAAGGAAGAAAAGAAGGAUGAGGAAAAGAAGGAAGGUGAAGAUGACAAGAAACCAAAAUUGGAAGAAGUUGAUGAAGAAGAGGAAAAGAAGCAAGAAGAAACCAAGAAGAUUAAGGAAGAAGUUAAGGAAUUAGAAGAAUUGAACAAGACUAAGCCAUUGUGGACUAGAAACCCAUCUGAAAUCUCUCAAGAAGAAUACAAUGCGUUCUACAAGUCCAUCUCCAAUGACUGGGAAGAUCCUCUAUACGUGAAGCAUUUCUCUGUCGAAGGUCAAUUAGAAUUUAAGGCUAUCUUGUUCAUUCCAAAGAGAGCUCCAUUUGACUUGUUCGAAAACAAGAAGAAGAAGCACAACAUCAAACUUUAUGUUCGUCGUGUUUUCAUCACUGAUGAAGCUGAAGAUUUGAUCCCUGAAUGGAUGGGCUUUGUCAAGGGUGUUGUCGACUCUGAAGAUUUGCCACUAAACUUAUCCAGAGAAAUGUUACAACAAAACAAGAUCAUGAAGGUCAUCAGAAAGAACAUCGUCAAGAAAUUGAUUGAAGCCUUCAACGAAAUUGCUGAAGACUCUGAACAAUUCGACAAGUUCUACUCAGCCUUCGGUAAGAACAUCAAAUUGGGUAUUCACGAAGACACUCAAAACAGACCUGCUUUGGCUAAAUUGCUACGUUUCAACUCUACCAAGUCUGUUGACGAGCAAACUUCUUUGACCGAUUAUGUCACUAGAAUGCCUGAACAUCAAAAGAACGUCUACUACAUCACUGGUGAAUCCAUGAAGGCUGUGGAAAAAUCUCCAUUUUUGGAUGCUCUAAAGGCUAAGAACUUCGAAGUUUUGUUCCUAGUUGAUCCAAUCGAUGAGUAUGCUUUCACUCAAAUGAAGGAAUUUGAAGGUAAGACUCUUGUCGAUGUCACCAAGGACUUCGAACUAGAAGAAAGUGAAGAAGAAAAGAAGAAGAGAGAGGAAGAAAUGAAACAAUACGAAGGUUUGACCGCUGCUCUAAAACAAAUUCUAGGUGAACAAGUGGAAAAGGUUGUUGUUUCUGAGAAAUUGAUCGAUGCUCCUGCUGCCAUCAGAACCGGACAAUUCGGCUGGUCCGCUAACAUGGAAAGAAUCAUGAAGGCUCAAGCCUUGAGAGAUUCUUCUAUGUCUUCUUACAUGUCCUCUAAGAAGAUCUUUGAAAUUUCUCCAAGAUCUCCAAUCACCAAAGAAUUGAAAAAGAGAGUUGAAGAAGGUGGUGCUAACGACAGAAUUGUUAAGGAUUUGACUAACAUGUUGUAUGAAACCGCUCUAUUGACCUCUGGUUUCAGUUUAGAAGACCCAUCCUCUUUUGCUAAGAGAAUUAACAGACUAAUUUCCUUGGGUCUAAACAUUGAUGAAGAAGAACAAGAAGAAGAAGCUGCUCCAGAAGCUGCUGCUUCCACUGAAGCUCCAUCUGAAGUACCAGCUGACACUGAGAUGGAAGAAGUUGACUAA
This is a messenger RNA of Zygosaccharomyces rouxii, 2139 nucleotides long. RefSeq names its product Hsp90 family chaperone HSP82 (gene HSP82). The record is from RefSeq and is a predicted model, not a curated record. Gene Ontology annotation, molecular function: ATP-dependent protein folding chaperone; ATP binding; ATP hydrolysis activity. Gene Ontology annotation, cellular component: protein-containing complex; perinuclear region of cytoplasm; plasma membrane. Gene Ontology annotation, biological process: protein stabilization; cellular response to heat; protein folding. The coding region runs from base 1 to 2139 and encodes 712 amino acids. The transcript has a single exon. Lineage: Eukaryota; Fungi; Ascomycota; Saccharomycetes; Saccharomycetales; Saccharomycetaceae.